This is a messenger RNA of Hypoxylon trugodes, 4134 nucleotides long. RefSeq lists its product as uncharacterized. The record is from RefSeq and is a predicted model, not a curated record. The transcript has a single exon. Lineage: Eukaryota; Fungi; Ascomycota; Sordariomycetes; Xylariales; Hypoxylaceae. The coding region runs from base 599 to 3388 and encodes 929 amino acids.
CCUUAUACCUAUAGUUUAGGCCCUGUGUCUGUGGGAGACAGCGCCCAAGUGGUCUCCAAAUCUAUUAUGCAUUUCCAAGCUCCCUGCACUUGCCCCUAUUCACCAAGAAUCGUGUGCUAAGCCGAAGCUUCAGGGACAUCCCCGCAAUCUCCACAGCUGGUUUAUAGUGAACCAUCGUUAAGGGACGUGGAUUAGUCCUUCAAGCAUAAAUAUCAUUCGUGGAAUCUCCUAGUGGUGAGAUUAUUAUUCUUGCUUGCGUUAUUCUGUAUUCCCCAGUCUUACUUUUUAUGGUAUAAGUCAAAUAAUCGGCCAACUUAGGUACGGAAUAGCUAUGGUUGCGUGCUCUACUAGGAAACACGCCCGGUGUAAUAUCCUACCGAGGUAGCAACGUACUACGCAAGCCAAGUUACAUAGCUUGUAUUUUAUCCAGGAACUUGCGUAUUAGGAAUUGGAGAAACACUUCUUGAUUGCGGAGUAUUCUACUAUAUAAUGAGGGUGGCCAUAGCCGCAGUACGAAAUAUUCUUGACGCGAUGGAGGUAAGUCAAACGAGGCUUCGCUUUGGGGGUCUUCGAUCACCCACUCCUGAUCCUCGCAACCAUGUCUCCAAUGUGGGCUAGAAGGACUUUUGCGCUUUUGGGUCUCGCCAUCACUGCUUCCGCCCAGAGCUAUUCGAACAGCAACAGCUCAGAAGGAGAUACCGUCGCUGUGAGAUGGAUUGGAGAUACGCCAACACUAAACCCUGGGACUACAUUUGGUCUUCCAUGGUCUCGUAGCAAAUACCAAGCUAAUCAGACUACGUUCACUGGUUCCGGAGGUGAUGGUGAUGACGAGAUACCACUUCAAUCUUGGGUAACGGCUUACUGGCCAGAUGGCUCAAUUAAAUGGACAGGCCACGCUAUUAGCGGCUCCGAAACAGCCUAUGGAGUAUACAGAGUUACUCCGACAACUGUUAAGAACGGGAACACCAAAUCUUCCAAUUCGACCUCCUCGGGAGUGGUUGUCAACGACUCCGAGGGCGAAAUCACCGUCAAUACAGGGAAACUCGCCGCAACGUUUCCUAAAUCUGGAAACGUACUUGUAAGCGCAAUCAAGACAUCGAGCGGAAAGAUCGUCGGACAGAACGGGCAAUUGGUAUUGCGGUCUCAGUCUGGGGUCGAAGACGAAGGUGACGAUACUUCAAUCACCAAAUUCAAUUUUCAAAGUAACAUCGAAGAGGUCGCCGUCGACUUCGAUAAGGAGACUUCAGUGAGGGCAUUGGUGACCGUCCGCGGUAAGCACCAAGCGACAUCAGGGACACAUGACGAUUGGUUACCGUUCGUACUUCGCUUCUAUCUAUAUGCGGACUCAGACGCCAUUCGAAUCGUUCACACGCUUGUUUUUGAUGGAAAAGCCGGUACAGAUUUUGUUACGGGGAUUGGCAUUCAAUUCGAUGUUCCUUUGAAGGGUGAGGAAUUAUAUAACCGACACGUUAGGCUUGCUGGCCCAGACGGGGGUCUUCUUCGAGAAGCUGUACAGGGAAUCACAGGAUUGCGGAGAGAUCCGGGCGAGGAGGUGCGUAGCGCUCAGUUUAACGGCACCGUAACACCUGAUAUUUCGACAUGGGAUACGAGAGUUUCUUCUAGAUUAAAGUGGAUUCCCUCAUGGAACGAUUACAGCCUGUUUCAGUUGUCACCCGAAGGAUUUACGUUGAAGAAGCGGACCAAGGCUGGCCAGAGUUGGGUGAAGAUCCCUGGAGGUACGCAAUCUGGUGGCUUGGCCUACCUUGGUGGCGCUACUCAAGGUGGUCUCGCCGUCGCCCUCCGCGAUUUCUGGAAGCGAUACCCAACUGGCCUCGAUAUCUCAAAUACGGCUGAGGAUUCAGGUCAGAUAACUCUGUGGCUUUAUAGUCCAGCUGCUGAACCGAUGGAUCUUCGGCCCUUCCACGACGGCUUGGGAGAGGAUACGUACGCCGAUCAACUUGAUGCACUCGAGAUCACUUAUGAGGAUUACGAAGGAAGUUAUAAUACACCAUAUGGCAUCGCUCGAACUAACGAAGUAUUCCUAUUCCCAUUCGAUCAAACGCCGUCCGCCGACACCUUAUCCACUUUGACAGGGCUUGCAAAUGAACCACCAGCACUUGCAUCGGACCCUGAAUAUAUCCAGCAGACAAAGGCGGUAGGGUCUUACUGGGCCACAAUCCCUGAAAACUCAACCAGUGCAGCGCAGACAAUUGAAACUCACCUAGAAUUUUUGAUCAGGUACUACCAGGACCAGAUCGUUCAGAGACGAUGGUAUGGAUUCUGGGACCAUGGCGACAUAAUGCACACCUAUGACGAAGACCGCCACACAUGGCGCUAUGACGUCGGAGGCUAUGCAUGGGAUAACUCCGAGCUCUCGCCCAAUCUAUUCUUUUGGAAUUACUACCUGCGCACGGGUAGAGCAGAUGUGUACCGCUUCGCGGAGGCACAUGCAAGACAUACCGGCGAGGUCGACGUAUACCAUAUCGGACCAUUCAAAGGAUUUGGUACUAGACAUGGCGUUCAACAUUGGGGUGAUUCCUCUAAACAGAUUCGCGUCUCAACCCCCAUCUACCGCCAAGUAUUCUAUUACCUAUCGGGUGGUGAUGAGCGCGUUGGUGAGCUUCUUCACGAACUUAUGGAUGCCGAUCAGGCUUUCCUCACAGUAGAUCCGCGACGCAAGGUCCGUCAAGAUAACGGCACUUACGUCAUCGACCCAACAGCCCUAGAUCUCGAUCUCGGUCUCGACUGGUCCGGGCUUGCAGCGACUUGGUUCAUAGAGUGGGAGCGUCGUGGCCCGCGAUGGGAAGAAGCGCGAUCAAAGCUCAACAUCAGUAUGCAUAGUAUCGCCAACCUGACGAACGGCUUCGUCACCGGCCUCGGUCUCUACAACUUGUACACGGGGCAAAUCGCGCCCCCAGAAACCGACCCCCAGAACCUUGGAAAUGUCACAGUAUCUCAUUUGUCCGCAAGCUUCGGGCUGCCAGAGAUCAUCUCACAAAUUACAGAUUACUUAGGUGACGACUUACCCGCCAGUUUCGAGCGCGUCUGGUUGGAUUAUUGCUAUUACUACGGGGCUGGCGCGGUGGAGCAGACGGCGCGUUACGGUGUCAGCUUCGGUAGUCUGAAUCUGAAACAGGGUCACUCUCGACUGACGGCAUAUGCGGCUAAGAAGUUAGGCAACUCGACAUUGGCAGCACGCGCGUGGAACGAGUUCUUCAACACCGACGGGCUAUCCCCGAGUCUGUCCUGGGCUAGCGAGUCACUGAAUGGAAGUGAUGUCUUAGUUCCGGUUGACGAAGCAGCGUGGUUGGCGACAAAUGAUGCUGCACUAUACGGGUUAGCAGCGAUUGAGAAUCUAGCCCAGGUUUCGUACGCCUUAGAGGGGUAGUUGGGUUUUAUGGUAAAAUACCUAGGUAUUCAUUAAGCCUGACUAGUUAGUAAUGGGCCCUAGAUAGGUAACUAGGAGUGUAUGGCUACCUGAUAUUCGGUUGUGUCACUAUUAAUAUAAUUAAUGUCUACCUAGGUAUAGUGUGCCGAGCAUAUGGUAAGCUAUUGUUCAACGAAACAAUGGCAAUUACUCCGCAAUCAGGCCGCCGCAUCUCUCUAGCACAAUAUGAGGACCCCAAAUCUCCAGAAAGUAAUAUUAAUUGGAGAACUCAAGCGUCCGCUGCCAAUUUAUAACAUCCCAGAUCAUCUUCGUACUACAACUUUGUGGUUCUCGAUCGUGAACCGACGACGGAACUUUUCGUGAAGGUUGCGCUCGCAACCGAACCCAGGGCAUGGCUCAUCGGUACCCAAGGCGCGUUCAAUCUUCUGAAUGUCCUCAUCUGAUUGCGUGGCUCCGUUCUCAAUAAAGACUGAGUAUUUCCACAACCCUUGAAACGCUAUCGUACCGAGUGGAUUGUCUGGGACAACCCAUACCCCAUAGAAAUAUAUUUAGCGGCGUUCGACCAAUAGAAUCAACCGCAUUUACAUCAGCACCAAGAUCUAUGAGACGCUGUAUGUAAGCAACGGGAAGACAGUCGUUUUCAGAAUCCCCGAUGAUGAAGUAAUCGUCCAUAAGAUGUCGGUUCGCGAUAUUGUGCAAACCUAGCGACGAGAAGUAUUAAUAUAUAAACCCGCCAAUAUCAGCGC